This is a messenger RNA of Odobenus rosmarus divergens (Pacific walrus), 560 nucleotides long. It is a transcript of the gene IL4, whose product is annotated as interleukin 4. The transcript has 4 exons. Gene Ontology annotation, molecular function: cytokine activity; growth factor activity; interleukin-4 receptor binding. The record is from RefSeq and is a predicted model, not a curated record. The coding region runs from base 67 to 465 and encodes 132 amino acids. Gene Ontology annotation, cellular component: extracellular region. NCBI's taxonomy places the organism in Eukaryota, Metazoa, Chordata, Mammalia, Carnivora, Odobenidae. Gene Ontology annotation, biological process: negative regulation of T-helper 17 cell differentiation; negative regulation of extrinsic apoptotic signaling pathway; positive regulation of tyrosine phosphorylation of STAT protein.
UGCAUUGUGAGCCUCUCCUAGUAAACUGAUUUGUCUCAUAUUGUCACUGCAAACAGAGAUCUAUUAAUGGGUCUCACCUCCCAACUGAUUCCAACUCUGGUCUGCUUACUAGCACUCACCAGCACCUUUGUCCACGGACAUAACUUCAGUAUUGCCAUUAAAGAGAUCAUCAGAACGUUGAACAUCCUCACAGCGAGAAACGACUUGUGCAUGGAGCUGACCGUCACCGACAUCUUCGCUGCCGCAAAGAACACAACUGAAAAAGAAAUCUUCUGCAGAGCUACAACUGUGCUUCAGCAGCUCUCUACACAAAAUUGCUACAACAAACUCCUUGGAGGACUUCACAGGAACCUCAGGAAAAUGGCAAACAUGACCUGUUCGGUGAAUGAAGUCAAGAAGAGUACACUGAAAGACUUCUUGGAAAGGCUAAAAGCGAUCAUGCAAAGGAAAUACUACAGGCACUGAAGCUGAAUAUUUUAAUUUAUGAGUUUUUAAUAGCUUUAUUUUAAAAAUAUUUAUAUAUUUAUAACAUUAUAAAAUAAAGUAUAUGCAGAAUCUAA